AUGGCACAGCAGGCAGAAGAAAAGAAACAUUCUGCCACAAGUUAUUAUUGUGGUACUAUUUGGAACAAUAAGGAUCUCUUGUUUGCCAUCUUUGCUGAAAACGAAGGCUUUUUGUAUGCUUCCUGUCUUUUUGAUGAGACAAGACCUGAUGCGAUUGCCAUUUUAUUCAAUGAUGUAAUUUCUUCUUCACUUGAUGACAUUCAGGGCCUACAUGCUUACCAGCCUGUGCUCUCUACACUAGGACAUCUUUGCCAAUCACAAACUGGCCAUGAACUACAACGAAAGAAUCCUGUCUGGAGUCACCAACUUACUCAAGUGGAUUGGACACCCCGUGCUCUGUCUAUAUCACAGCAACAAGAAAGUAUGCUACGCAUAGCAACAAAAGAUGAUUUGGAUUUGCUACGUCCUUGGACAAUUGCGUUUAUUAAGGACGUAUUUGGAGAUACAAAUGUCAUUCUGGAAUCUGUAGAGAGUAUUUGUAGAGACAUGAUUGAGUCUCGUUCAGUCUAUAUGCUGUGUAUAAAUGGUGUGCCUGUAACAAUGGCAAGAAAAGUGCGACCACUCAAAUACGGUUGCUCACUUGCUUAUGUCUAUACACCAGAAGAGCAUCGUCAUAAAGGCUAUGGAGAGGCCUGUGUGUCCAUGGUAAGUAACCUGCUUCUCAAGGAAUUCCAGUACGUCACUUUGUUUGUAGAUAUAGAAAUAGAUCCUCAUAACAAUUUAUAUACCCGUGUUGGUUAUGAGCAUUAUGGUGAAGCAGGUCGCUUUGUACUUUUAAAAUAA
Molecule: messenger RNA, 783 nt
Organism: Gilbertella persicaria
Lineage: Eukaryota; Fungi; Mucoromycota; Mucoromycetes; Mucorales; Choanephoraceae
Exons: 1
Coding region: 1-783 (260 amino acids)
Molecular function (GO): acyltransferase activity, transferring groups other than amino-acyl groups
Source: RefSeq, a predicted model, not a curated record